Molecule: messenger RNA, 3690 nt
Organism: Phaeoacremonium minimum UCRPA7
Lineage: Eukaryota; Fungi; Ascomycota; Sordariomycetes; Togniniales; Togniniaceae
Product: putative ubiquitin conjugating protein
Exons: 3
Coding region: 1-3690 (1229 amino acids)
Molecular function (GO): NAD+ poly-ADP-ribosyltransferase activity
Source: RefSeq, a predicted model, not a curated record
AUGUCGAUUAAGCGCUUUAAUGCCGACGUAAGAGCGGCUGUGGUGAAGGUCAAGGAGACAAAGAGCUUCGACGUUACCUCCGUUAGUAGAGGAGAUUCUGAUGGAGAGUUCACUGCCACCUUUGAACAUCCUGCUCUUGCUUCGCCACUGGACAUCCGUUUCCUUGCCCAAGAUACCUCGGAAUACCCAGAUGGAAAUCAUUUCCUCAUAUUUACGGAUAGUGAAGAUGUCCCGUCACAUAUCGCCAAAGCCCUACAGGAGCUUGGAUCGUUCUCGUUUGGACAGACCGUCCUGGAGAUGAUUAUGACUGCAACAAAGCAUCUGACUCGAACGUUGGCGUCCAGCUCAGACGAACCCGACAUCGAUGGCGACAAUGAUGUUGAAAUGACUGACGCAGAAGACGACGACAUGUACGAUGAUGACUUCGAUGACGAGGACGGAUUUGACUAUGACCAGCAUUUCGGUCUGUCAUCCGCUCGUCUUGAAGCCUCCGUCCCGGUCUCUGCUGCUCAAAAGCUUGGCCUGGCUAUGAGCCAACGAGUGAAGCGAGAUCUUCGCAAGGUUCGUGAAGCUGGCUUCAAGAUCGGAAUCCUGUGUGGCCUUGAACCUGAUUCCCGGUCAAGCAUCAUAUCCAUGUCAAUCCGCGCCAGCAAGCUGCUUCUUUCUGAAGAAGCUCUGCAAGCUUGGGAUCUCGACAAUGCUGACUAUGUCAUUCUACUCAUGAGAAUCGACGGAAUAUAUCCCAUGUUCGACAGUGUGAUUCAGAGACCGGCAUCGAGCUUCAAUGUGGAGUUUCGCUUUGGAAAGUCGAUUAAGUACAAGCCAUCACUCCACCAGGCCCUCGCAGCAUUUGCAACAUCCAAGCGAGUCUUCGACAUCCCAGUCUCGCGGAAUGUUAGCGAUAAGAGCGACAGUCAAGAAAAGUUUAAGAAACUUUUCAUUUCCAGCUCGCUCGAGCAAUACAUGAAUGAAGCAUUCCUUUCUUUGGCCAAGCUUCGUAACAAUAAUCAAGGAAUGUCGUGGGACCGCGCAAAUUCGAUGUUUCGGUUUAUGAAUGGAGGGUUUGACGCCAAAGAGGAGAUGGAUUCAGUUGAAGUAGACACGAGCCCUAGCGAGACAUCCAAGGCUCUCCCGCCUGUCCUGCUCGUGGAUCAUUUAACAGACACGGGCGAGCGAAGCAUGCCUCUGAUUGCGAUGGAAUUUGCGAUGCGAUACUUCGUCAGAUGCAACGAGUUCUGUCUGCGAUGCCAUUGUCCACUGAAGGAACAAUUCGAGGCCCUCAAGCCAUAUGUCUGCGCAAAUCCUCUCUGUCUAUUUCAAUAUAUGGCAUUGGGUCUUGGUCCUAGCAUCGAACAUGAGAUCCUGACUCAACCCUACGUUGUCGAUCUCUUGGUCAGUUUCUGUUAUGCUGCCGUCAAGAAUCCAGCCCAUAUGAACCGCCCUUGGCAGCCUGGUCAGCCACAGGCGUUGUCACGCUCUAUCCGUGAAUAUCCCGUCGGUCUUCGGUUCAAGGUUCCACACAUGACUUUCGAUGAAGAUGACAGCUCACUCAUCGAAGUCAAGGUUGAGCCCGAUUUCGCAAGAGUCAAGGUCGAAAACUUCAAGGACAUGGACCGUUUAGCCGGAAAGACAUGGGUUGUUUUUCAUGAAAAACUUCCUCACCAACUACACCGGAUCCAUCACGGCUAUAUCACUAAUGUUGAUACACGAUCAAUGACCGUGGAAGUGGAAAAGAUGGGGCUAUCAGUACUUGACCCCCUGACGAUGUCAUCUUCACGAGCUGGCCCAGCCGCCGCCGCCGUUUAUGGCGUAACAGCAGACCAGCAAACACCCCAUGCAAAGGGCCCGCCUGGCCCCAAGAUCAUGCACAUGGCCUUGUACGAGGAUGAUUUCGAUGAUCUAGACGAGGAUAAAAAGUCGCUGGCGAUGUCCCUGGUAUUGGAUACCUUGCCAUCCAUCAUAGAAUCCAGAAGUCAUCUUGCUCGCCACCCGCACAGUCGGUUGAGGUCAUGGGAGAGGAUAUCGCCGGCUGCAGCAGCACUGCUCGAGUGGAUCGUUGCUUCUAACCGCUCUUGCAUUUUCCAAGUCGACUACAUUGCCGAAAACGUAAAUGGCACGGUUCCCGAUGAUACUGGAUCAACGGCCACCACAGAUCUUGCCAAUACACCUCCCAUCAAGUUCCGCGAGAACGAAAAGAUACCAGAGAUGGAUGGCUGGGUGCAAUUUCGCUUUGCGCAGGGCUCGCCGGACAAGGAACUUCGCUUCAGUCAUGCAUUGACCGAGGUAGCAGCCAGGAAGAAUCUCCAAUAUCCUACAUUAUUCGCCUGGCACGGAAGUCGUUUAUCGAAUUGGCAUAGUAUUCUUCGCCAUGGCCUCGACUUCAACGAGGUAAUGAACGGUCGAGCAUUUGGGAACGGUGUCUACUUCAGUCAAGAAUUCCAUACCAGCUCUGGUUAUGCUGGUGCUGGAGGUGCUGCUACUACGUGGCCGAACGCUUCCCUCAAACUGAACUCGGCUUUGAGUUUGAAUGAGAUCAUCAAUGCCCCUGAUGAGUAUGUGUCUUCAACCCCCCACUUAGUUGUCGCCCAAGUCGACUGGAUUCAGUGUCGAUAUCUCUUCGUCCAGCGGUACGUCGAGUACACAGUAGCCGACUACAUGAAACAGGCAAAACAAACGGUUCAUCCACAGUUGACUUCACACUCCGGCGUACCACCAAAGGAAGACAAAAAGCCAGAGCCCCAGAUGUUGAUCCAGGAUCCUCAUCGUACAGUCAGAGGCCCAAAGGCAACGCAACUCAAAAUUCCACUUGCCGCGAUUCCCAGUGCUCGAGUGCCUCAGGGGCAAGCGGUAGAGUCCAAACAAGGGAAGGAGCUCGAUGACCCCGUUUACUACCAGAGCGAUGAUGAGGAACCCGAAGAUAUAAAUUUUCUACUUGAUUGGGAAGGCACAACGGUCCCUCAAAAGAGGACAAUCUCCCGGAUUUCCAGCACUGAGCCUAUCAAACCAUGCGCACGACCGCUAACACCAGCGUAUACUGGCCAACCCCUGACCGAUUUUCGGCCGGGAACACUUGAUCUCAAAUCUCUCCCGAUACUCCAACCGCCGUCUUGGGCCACCGACCUUGCUAGGAAGCAAAUUGGUAAAGAGAUCAAGAAAUUGGCCGAGGUGCAAGCUCGAACACCACUUCACGAGCUUGGCUGGUACAUUGAUGUCGACAAUAUAGAGAAUAUGUUCCAGUGGAUUGUCGAACUACAUAGCUUCGAUUCUCAGUUACCGCUGGCAAAGGACAUGAAGAAGGCAGGAGUCACGUCAAUUGUUCUCGAGAUUCGUUUCGGCCGCGAGUAUCCAAUAAGUCCGCCUUUCGUUCGAGUGAUCCGGCCCCGAUUCCUCCCGUUCAUGCAAAAUGGAGGCGGCCACGUCUUAUCGGGGGGGUCAAUGUGCAUGGAGCUCCUUACAACAAACGGGUGGACGCCUGCGAAUUCCAUGGAAGCCGUGUUACUACAAGUGCGCAUGGCGAUGUGCUCCGUGGACCCUCGGCCGGCACGACUUGAGAGAACAGACGGUCCGGGAGGUAGCUACGGCAUUGGCGAGGCUGCAGAUGCCUUCACUCGUGCAGCUGUAACUCAUGGAUGGACCGUGCCUAACGAUCUGAGAGAAACUGCAGGUCAGGUUGGCUUUCCCGGAGUUUGA